AUGUCUCCCACUCGCACCGCUAACGCCCCCUUCGACGCCUCUGAUGCCGACGUUGUCUUUCGCACAUCGGACGACGUCGACUUCAAAUUAUAUCGCGUCAUCUUGGCAAUGGCAUCUCCCGUGUUCAAAGAUAUGCUCGGUCUCCCGCAACCGCCUUCCUCCGAUGUCGAUGAAUCUCUCCCUGUUAUCCCAAUCUCUGAAAGUGGCGCCGCCCUCGAGCCAGUCCUACUUUUCUGUUAUCCAGCGACAACCCCAGUCAUCAAAAACCUUAGUGAAGCGCGCCUUGCUCUUGACGUAGCCACCAAAUACGACAUCGCUUGUGUCGUUAACUCCGUGUCUCUCCAGAUCAAUUCCCCUCGCUUCAUGGAGAGUCCCGUUGGGACGUACUUCCUAGCAUGUCGCUAUGGAUGGAAAGAGGUCGCAAAGUCAGCAGCAAGGGCUUGCCUGACGAUUCGUUCCUUGGGGCGUCCCAGCGUGUUUUCUCCAGAACUGGAGUUGGCAACCGCUGCCUCGUACCAUAGGCUUUUGGUUUAUCACCUGGCAUGCGGCACAGCAGCUAGAGCUUUGGGACUUUCGAUGGGCUGCCGUGGAUCACAGAUAUCCUAG
Molecule: messenger RNA, 606 nt
Organism: Coniophora puteana RWD-64-598 SS2
Lineage: Eukaryota; Fungi; Basidiomycota; Agaricomycetes; Boletales; Coniophoraceae
Exons: 1
Coding region: 1-606 (201 amino acids)
Molecular function (GO): protein binding
Source: RefSeq, a predicted model, not a curated record